GGACCUACUUUUUCUGUAAGAUCGAGGGCCCCCAGCUCUGCCCACAACAGGCGCUUCCUUCGUUUCUCUGCCGGACCCCAUAUUAGUAGACUCAGCAGCCCACAUCGGCUUAGAAACCGCACCCAGAGUCCACGCGAUUGGCUUCCUCUAAGCCCCGCCCAGACCACUCCCCCAAGUUCUAGUGUGUUUUCCACCUUGACGCCACCUCGGUGCCAUCUGUGGAUUCCUUGCCUCUGUACUCUGUGAUAGCGGUGGCAAUCGUGGAGAUGGAUGUCACCAGUGACACCGUGGAAGUGCUACCCCAGCACAAGUUCGACAUCAGGUCCCUGGAGGCCUACCUGAAUCAGCACUUGCCUGGUUUUGGGUCAGAUCCCCGAGCUAUUCUGACUGUUACUCAAUACAGAUCAGGACAGUCCAAUCCAACCUUUUUCCUCCAGAAAGGAUCUCAAGACUAUGUUCUCAGAAAGAAACCACCGGGCUCUCUUCUUCCCAAAGCACAUAAGAUUGACAGAGAAUUCAAAGUUCAGAAAGCCUUGUUUUCUAUUGGAUUUCCUGUUCCCAAGCCUCUCCUGUACUGCAGUGAUGCCUCCAUCAUCGGAACAGAGUUUUAUGUGAUGGAGCGUGUACAGGGUCGUAUCUUUCGUGAUUUUUCGAUUCCUGGAGUUAGCCCAGCAGAACGUGCAGCCAUAUAUGUGUCUAUGAUAGAAACCUUGGCCUGGCUACACUCACUGGAUGUUCAGUCACUGCGGCUGGACAGAUACGGUACUGGAGUCGGGUACUGCAAAAGACAGGUAUCCACCUGGACAAAGCAGUACCAGGCUUCGGCCCAUCAGAACGUCCCUGCCAUGGACCAGCUCUCCAAGUGGCUAAUGAACAAAUUGCCAGAUAAUGACAAUGAGGAGUGCCUGAUUCACGGAGACUUCAAGCUGGAUAACAUAGUUUUCCACCCCAAAGAGUGUCGGGUGAUAGCAGUAUUGGACUGGGAGCUUUCGACCUUCGGCCAUCCUUUGUCAGACCUAGCCCAUCUCUCCUUGUUCUACUUUUGGCCCAGGACACUGCCCAUGAUAAACCGAGGCUCUCACAUUCAAGAGAACAAAGGAAUACCAUUGAUGGAAGAACUGAUUUCAAUAUAUUGCCGUCGCAGGGGAAUUGAUCCUAAUCUUCCUAACUGGAAUUUCUUUAUGGCCCUUUCAUUUUUUAAAUUCGCUGGAAUAGCACAGGGAGUCUACAGUAGAUACAUCUUGGGAAAUAAUUCAUCUGAGGAUAGCUUUCUGUCUGCCAGUGCUGUGCAACCUCUGGCAGAAACUGGAUUACAGCUCUCAAAACGGACUUUCAAAACUGCACUCCCACAGGCUGACCCUAAAAGCCAGCUGUUUGUACAGACCAGGAGAGGCCAGGAAGUUCUCACUAAGGUUAAGCAGUUCAUGAAGCAGCACGUCCUUCCUGCCGAGAAGGAAGUAGCUGAAUACUAUGCUCAAAGUGGAAGCUCAACAGAAAAGUGGGGGCACCCCUUAGUGAUUGAAAAACUGAAGGAAAUGGCCAAAGCAGAGGGCCUGUGGAACUUGUUCUUGCCAGCUGUGAGUGGUCUCAGCCAGGUGGACUAUGCCUUGAUUGCCGAAGAGACAGGAAAAUGCUUUUUUGCUCCAGAUGUUUUUAACUGCCAAGCACCAGACACGGGCAACAUGGAGGUCCUGCACCUGUACGGCAGUGAGCAGCAGAAGCAGCAGUGGCUGGAGCCUCUCCUGCGUGGGGAGAUCACCUCUGUCUUCUGUAUGACAGAGCCCAAUGUUGCAUCAAGCGAUGCCACAAACAUUGAAUGCAGCAUCCAGCGAGAUGGAGAUGGCUAUGUAGUUAACGGCAAGAAGUGGUGGAGCAGCGGUGCUGGGAGCCCCAAGUGCCAAAUUGCAAUUGUUUUGGGAAGAACGGAAGAUUCUGUGUCCAGACACAAACAACACAGCAUGAUUCUUGUUCCAAUGGACACACCUGGAGUGGAAUUAAUAAGGCCUUUGUCGGUGUUUGGCUACAUGGAUAAUAUACACGGUGGGCACUGGGAGGUCCAUUUCAACCACGUGCGGGUUCCUGCCACCAAUUUAAUAUUGGGUGAAGGCAGAGGGUUUGAGAUUUCCCAAGGCCGCCUCGGACCGGGAAGAAUCCACCACUGUAUGAGAACCGUGGGUCUGGCAGAACGCAUUCUGCAGAUCAUGUGUGACCGGGCCUUGCAGAGGGUAGCCUUCAGGAAGAAGCUGUGCGAACACGAGGUCGUGGCGCACCGGAUUGCUAAAAGCCGCAUAGCCAUCGAGGAGAUCCGCUUGCUGACCCUGAAAGCAGCACACAGCAUAGACACCCUGGGCAGUACUUCAGCCAGGAAGGAGAUUGCUAUGAUCAAAGUGGCUGCCCCAAAAGCCGUCUGCAAAAUAGCUGACUGGGCCAUCCAGGUGCACGGAGGCGCAGGCGUGUCCCAGGAUUACCCUCUAGCUAACAUGUAUGCCAUCAUACGUACCCUGCGCUUAGCAGACGGGCCUGACGAAGUCCACCUCUCAGCAAUUGCCAAAAUGGAGCUUCGGGACCAAGCCAGGCGGUUGGCAGCCAGGAUGUGAGGGGAACAGUGCUGCUCUAUCCUGCUGCCGGAAAGGAUGGACACACACUUAAUCAGCUCCAAAUCUCAAGACUCACAUUUCUGCAAUAGAUUGAGCAUGGGGCUAAUUAUUCACCUGUGGUAAAGAUUUUAGCAUCUAUUUUGAUUAUGGGGUUUUAUAAUGUUAAGGAUCACAAAGACGUGAGGUAAAUAGGACAUCUCAUAGCUCUCAUCAUUGAGUCUAGUGUUGUAACGCUUUAACAUUUUCUUUAUAUGCAUGUGACCUAUGAUGAGGUCACACUGGGAAUGGUAGAGGUAUUUCUGGAGCGUCGGCAUAAAAAGCUUGUUAGUUAGACUUUCAGGAAUUAACCCCAGGCCUAUUUCAUCUUGUUCUGAGGCAUAUAUAAUUGUGCCCCCUUUAAUAGUGUUUUUGGGGCUUAGAUUACCACCUCAGAGAAAGACAUAACUAGAAUUUUUUGAGGUUCCCAUGAUAAGCCUCUUCCUAACCCAACGGGAUGCAAUUCCAGUGAGAUCUGGAUGCAGGUAAAAGCUCAGGAGAAAAUGUAGCAUGUUGGAAGAACAUAUAAUCACGGCCACUUAAGUUCCGUAGAAAACUCCAAGGAGAUCGAUGAAUAAUUGGUGCUACAUCAAAGCUCUGUGGCUCCAUGAGAGCUGGUCUGGUCAGGUCGCCCUCGAGGCCAUUCCUGUCAGAACUGCCCUGAAGUGCAGCUGUGGGUCACGAUGGCCCUCUACAUCAAAAUGUCACUGGCACCACAGAAGAACCGCAAAGUUUUCAUUUAAAUACAUAUUUCAGUCCAGUUACUGAGGAAAACUGUUAAGUGUAGCUGUAAAGGCUUGGGCGGGUGGAUCUACUUUUUCAGAUAUGGCUGUUUUGAAAUCUCAACACAAAGAGAAAUAUUUUAAAUCCAAAUUUGGCAUCCAAAUAAACACAGUAAGUGUCAAAUACACAAUUUAAAAUAUCUCCUGAAUAAUGUCUUUAUAUAUUGAUCAUACAUUGAAUUAUAUUUUGGUAAUAUUGAGCUAAAUAAAAUGUACCCAGAUCUUC
Messenger RNA from Psammomys obesus (fat sand rat), 3641 nucleotides. It is a transcript of the gene Acad11, whose product is annotated as acyl-CoA dehydrogenase family member 11. Gene Ontology annotation, molecular function: flavin adenine dinucleotide binding; oxidoreductase activity, acting on the CH-CH group of donors. NCBI's taxonomy places the organism in Eukaryota, Metazoa, Chordata, Mammalia, Rodentia, Muridae. The transcript is spliced from 20 exons. The record is from RefSeq and is a predicted model, not a curated record. Bases 267 to 2597 code for a protein of 776 amino acids. Gene Ontology annotation, cellular component: mitochondrion.